Molecule: messenger RNA, 2792 nt
Organism: Leucoraja erinaceus (little skate)
Lineage: Eukaryota; Metazoa; Chordata; Chondrichthyes; Rajiformes; Rajidae
Product: homeobox protein Hox-A3
Exons: 4
Coding region: 18-2384 (788 amino acids)
Biological process (GO): regulation of DNA-templated transcription
Molecular function (GO): DNA binding; DNA-binding transcription factor activity, RNA polymerase II-specific
Source: RefSeq, a predicted model, not a curated record
UAUUGGGAAACAACGAGAUGCAAAAAGCAACAUACUACGACAGCUCUGCAAUUUUCGGUGGUUACACAUACCAAGGAGCAAAUGGUUUUAACUACAAUGCCAAUCAGCAGCAAUAUCCGCCUUCAUCCCAUGUGGAAAACGACUAUCACCGGCCUGCCUGCUCUCUGCAGUCACCUGCUAGCACUGUCCCUCAUCACAAACCCAAUGAUAUUAACGAGAGUUGCAUGCGAACCAGUGCCAACCAAACGAGCCAUCUCCCAGUUAUUGCCGAGCAACAGAAGCCACCACCACCUCCACCACCCCCGCCCCCACCCCCACCUUCUGUAUCUCCACCCCAAAAUACCAGCAACAACUCGACUCAAUCCAGCACAAGCAAAAAUCCCACACUUACCUCACAAACCACCAUUAGUAAACAAAUAUUCCCUUGGAUGAAAGAAUCACGCCAAAACACCAAGCAAAAGACCAGCAGCUCUAGUUCAGUUGAAAGUUCUGCUGGUGAGAAAAGCCCACCUGGCCCUGCUUCCAAAAGGGCACGCACAGCAUACACCAGUGCCCAGCUAGUGGAACUGGAGAAGGAGUUUCACUUUAACCGCUACCUUUGUAGGCCCCGGAGGGUUGAAAUGGCCAAUUUGUUAAACCUUACUGAAAGACAAAUCAAAAUCUGGUUCCAGAAUCGGAGAAUGAAAUACAAGAAGGAUCAGAAAGCAAAAGGCAUGCUCACUUCCUCUGGCGGACAGUCACCAUGCAGAAGUCCCAUCCCACCUUCAGCUGCAGGAGGAUAUGCAAACUCGAUGCAUCCCUUGGCAACCAGUGCUCCAUAUGAUCCUCACUCACCUACUUCAUUUGGCAAACCUCAUCAAAAUGCAUAUGUCAUUCCUACAUCUUAUCCUGGGCCUCUCAACAAUUGCCCGCCUCUACAGAAGAGAUAUGCUGGGACAACAGCUGUGACGCCUGAAUAUGACACACACCCACUUCAAGGCAAUGGCGGCUAUGGGACGCCUCAUUUACAGGGUAGCCCAGUGUAUGUUGGAGGGAACUUUGUAGAAACCAUGCCAAGCUCUGGGCCUUCUCUUUUCAGCCUAACCCAUCUUGGCCACCCUCCUUCUGGGAAUAUGGACUAUAAUAGUGCGGGGCCAAUGACCAGCAACCAUCAUCAUGGACCUUGUGACCCACACCCUACAUACACAGACCUUUCUUCGCACCAUCCGUCUCAGGGAAGAAUUCAGGAAGCACCCAAACUGACCCAUCUGCUAACACCUAACUUUCUUCCCCUACGUUCUGUGGAGACGGCAAUGAAUUACGAAUUUGAACGAGAAAUUGGUUUUAUCAAUAGUCAGCCGUCGCUUGCUGAGUGCCUGACAUCUUUUCCCCCUGUCGGUGAUACAUUUCAAAGUUCAUCAAUCAAGAACUCGACGCUUUCACACUCGACAGUGAUUCCUCCUCCUUUUGAGCAAACCAUCCCUAGCCUGAAUCCCAGCAGUCACCCUCGCCAAAGCCGGCCAAAACAGAGCCCAAAUGGCACAAGCCCUUUACCAGCCGCGACUCUACCUCCGGAAUACCCCUGGAUGAAAGAGAAAAAAAACUCCAAGAAGAAUCACCUGCCUGCUUCUUGUGGACCCGCAGAAUCCUGUCUUUCCCAAAAAGAAACUCAUGAAAUUCCGGAUAAUACAGGCGGGGGAUCGCGGAGGUUAAGGACUGCUUAUACAAACACACAGCUUUUGGAGCUGGAGAAAGAAUUUCACUUCAACAAGUAUCUGUGUCGACCCAGGCGGGUGGAAAUUGCAGCCUUGCUUGAUUUGACUGAAAGACAAGUGAAAGUGUGGUUUCAAAACAGACGAAUGAAGCACAAAAGACAGACCCAAUGCAAAGAAAACCAAAACGGAGAUGGCAAAUUUAAGAAUUUGGAGGACAGUGGGCAGACUGAAGAUGACGAAGAGAAGUCACUCUUUGAGCAAGGCAUCAACAAUGUUACUGGCGCUCUCUUGGACAGGGAAGGCUAUACUUUUCAAACCAAUGCACUGACUCAACAGCAGGCCCAGAAUUUACACAAUGGAGAAUCCCAAAGUUUUCCAGUUUCGCCUUUACCCAGCAAUGAGAAAAAUCUAAAACAUUUUCAUCAACAGUCACCCACUGUUCAAAACUGCCUGUCAACAAUGGCCCAGAACUGUGCAGCUGGCCUGGACAAUGACAGUCCAGAGGCCCUUGAUGUCCCUUCUUUACAGGAUUUUAAUGUGUUUUCUACAGAAUCCUGCUUACAGCUUUCAGAUGGAGUAUCGCCUAGUUUACCCGGGUCUUUGGACAGCCCUGUGGAUCUUUCUGCAGACAGUUUUGACUUUUUUACGGAUACUCUAACUACAAUCGAUUUGCAGCAUUUGAGUUACUAACUGAACAGUCGCUGUAAGGAAAAUAUGCCUUCUUUUAAAUGCGUUUCCUUUCCUUCAUUUUCUUUCAAAUGGUCAGUAUUUUUUUUCCAUUUUAAUUAACUUGAAUGUGUUGAGGACCACGUAGAAUUGCAAAAAUCAAUGAUCAUUGUUGUACUUUCCCCCCAUAUUUCACAACUUGCUCUUCAGCAAUACAUGGGUCCACGUGCAAAUUAUUUCAGACAUAUUGACCAAUCGCUCUAUUACCUCUUUUACUUUGUAUUAUGUUAGGGUGCAUUUCCAUUAAUAAUUUGAUAGAAUAAAGUAUUAUACGCUACAGGUAGCCACCCUGAAGCAUUUUCUCUCUCAGGACUAUUUACACUUAAUAAAUAUCCUUUGUUUUCUUUUUGACAUAAAUUCAUUAAUGAAAUC